AUGUCAGCCACCAGCGGUAUCAGUGCUGUCUCAAGCAACGGCGAUCUGCCUCCUUCUUCAUACGACGGCAGUCAUCUGCCAUGGAAGACCUUCCGCCAACACGUUCUUGGUGCUCAUCGCAUCAGAGUUGUGGAUACUCCGCCGAAAGAGAAGCUGCCAGCCGUCCUCCUCGCAAUGAUAGAGACUGAAAUAUCGAACACUGCCAAAUACGAUCUUCAGAAAAAGCAAUUCCACGACCAAGUCGACAAGGGCCGCGGGUUUGGGCCGUCACCUCUGUUUCCACCGAAUCUGCUACCGCCAAUCGAGGACGAGCAUCGCCUUGCUCGGUGCAUGGUACCAUCUUUCAGCCGUGAGGCUUUACCCGAGCGUGCUCUCAACCAAAUGAGCCCAUUGUACGAGUUGAGUGUCCCGCGCAGUGGUCUGGGCUGUGGCUUCUCCACCUCGGCGUUUGCCAAUGAAGAGCUUGGGGUCUUGCCUUCCUGGCUGGUAUGCACUGGGACUGUUGUCCACUUCGAUACAGGUUACAUCUCGCCUGGUGCCGCUCUCUAUUGUCCCUUCCUUGUAUUCGAACGCGCGUGGGGCGGCAAAGAACAUGGCCUGGAGGCGGCGAACAACCAAUGUGCUAUCGGCGGCGCCUGGUGUGUUCGGGCGCUCCAGAUGCUGUACGCCCAAGCCUGGAAAGGACAGAUGAUGCCUGAACUGCCGGUGGCUUUCUCUUGCUCCAUCGAUAACACUUUCGCCGUCUUGAACAUGCACUGGAUCGACCAUGGUCAGGCAUAUUGCAUGGCUCCUCUCUGCAAAUUUGAUCUCAGCAAAGAUGACCACUUCAGCAAAUUCCUCGUCUGGAUUGAUUCGAUUGGCAAAUGGGGGUUGACUCACUUGCUUCCAUUGGUCAAAACCGCCCUCGAACGCUUGCGGACAAAGGACGAUACUCCACCUCAAACUCCACGGGCCACCAAGCUGACUCUUGACACGGGAAUCUGUCCCAAUGAACAACUUAUCAAGUCCCUCAAGAGUACUUUCGAGAACAUUCCUUGGCGAUUUGAGGACGACGAAUUCACACCUGUUAGCAGCAGCACGGCGAGCUGGGGCAGCCCUAUGGUCACGGACCUGACCUUUUCGAACCUGAGCUAUCCAACCAUGCCGUCUCGUGUAGUGGGCAGCACCCCGACGUCAACAAUCCAGAGGAGGAAUUACCUCACACAGCUUGGUCAGCACCCGACGCCACCUCCAGCGUAUGCGCAGACCCCGGACCUCGUAUGGCAAAAGCGGUUCAACCACGCCAUGGACGAGAUCCGAGACCUACAACGACAAAUCCAAAGCCUCAAGACUGAUGUCUGUGGAUCAAGCACGUCCUUGCAGACCGAGUUGUCUGCGGUCAAGACGACCAUGAAUACAGUGCUGCGAAAGGAGUCCUUCACGGCGCGCAACAGAUCACUCUCGCUCAAUAUGCAAGAGACAUGGGCUACGCAAGGUAUCCCGCGUAGUCCACUCGUCAACGAAGUGCUUCCCGAAUUCAGGAUCUCCGUCCUUCCACGGAACAAAUCUCUCCGUGGCGAAGCAUCCCCGAAACUCUUGUCGCCGGGUCUUCAACUCAGAGGGCCUCUCUCGCCUGGAAUGCCCUCCCCCGGUUUGUCCUCCCAUGGCAUGCCCUCGCCGACGUUUUCUGUCUACAGCGAGACCACAAACAUCGUCAACGUCCCACCUGCCCCUCCAGCACCCGCUUCUUUGUUCAAAUUCGCGAGCCUGAUGGUAUCGGGGCAUAUGGUCAGCAUGUUCAUCCCGAACGUCUUACUACGCGUCUUUGUUCUCGGCUGCAUCACCGAUGUCUGCAUGCUUGCCUUUGCAAGCCCUCACUUGCCGAGUUCAGCGGAGUAUUUUCUCUCGUUCUGGAGGUCGCGAUGA
This is a messenger RNA of Cladophialophora yegresii CBS 114405, 1905 nucleotides long. RefSeq lists its product as uncharacterized. The coding region runs from base 1 to 1905 and encodes 634 amino acids. NCBI's taxonomy places the organism in Eukaryota, Fungi, Ascomycota, Eurotiomycetes, Chaetothyriales, Herpotrichiellaceae. The record is from RefSeq and is a predicted model, not a curated record. The transcript is spliced from 2 exons.